ACGAGAAUCUCCAUAUAAUACCCAACCCAGCCCUGCCUUGUCUUGGCUAUUUCUAAUUCCCCAGAUUUACGCUGCCGUAUACAACCUAAUUGUCAAUAUAAACUUCUUCUAUUCCUAACUGCCAAGAAUCCUACCUGAAACUGCUACACUUAUUUCUUAAAAUUAUAUCACCGUAUAACCUAGUAACAAGCUCACGAUGGAAACUGUAAACAACAUGGCGUCUGCGGCCGCUAAGGCUGUAUGGGGUGAAAGCAAACAAAACGGCCAAGAGCCUAUCUCAGGCCAGACUGGUGACACAUCUAAGGGUGAACCAUAUGAUGCCGGCAACAUUGAAGACCCCAAGAAGCAAGCCGCCAAAGCAGAAACCAACGGCGAGACCAACAGAACAACAGAACACACCGACAGCGCUCAAUUUGCCAAGAAUACUGGCACCGCAGCUGAAUCAGAAGAAACACCAGACAACCCAUCAACAGACCUAAAGUCAAAGAGUACACCAAAGGACUCUUCUAAGGCGCAGAACGAUGUACGAGACCCGGAGGAUCCGAAGACGAACCCCAAGUCUGCACCAACAGAUGUCAACGACGCUGAAGAUGGUCCCAAUGAAGCUCAGAAGUUAGAUGGACCGGGACCUAAGCCUAUUGAUGAGGUCGCACGUGAGCAUGGUGGUGAUGCUGGUAAGACCAGCGAAGGUGGAUCCUCCGAGAACAAGGACGAAGGCGCCGCGGACGAGGAAGAUGAAGAUGGACCUGAUGCAAAGAGCAAGGGUGAGGGUACUGGCGAACAAUAUGUGAAGAGUAGUGGUCUACAAGCCGACGGUGGAGAUUUUGAUGCCACGAAACCUGGUGCGGGACGAGAGGCUGAUCGCCUACUAGAAGAGAAAGGCAUCCACCCUGGCGCCAAUGGCCCUAGCACCGGCGCCGACGCCGAGGAAGACGAAUCAGGUCAUGGAGGGGAUAAGAAGGAUAAGGAAAAGAAGAGCAUCGGCCAGAAGAUUAAGGACAAGUUGCACCGACACUAAGUGCAUCUAACUCUAUUCUUCACAUCCUAAUUUAGUAUGUUCUAUGUAUCAUGAUGACGAUCCACGAUUCCCCCUUUAUCUCGAGAGCUGCGAGGCUUCUCGGCUUGUUUGAUUAACACUCUCCGCGACAUUUGACUAGAGAGCAGGAGUGGUUGUUCGGGUUUUCUGAAAAGGCUAGCUAGCUGUAUUCCUGUUAGUAUAGUUGUGUAAUAUGACAAUUUGCCUAUG
Messenger RNA from Hypoxylon trugodes, 1246 nucleotides. RefSeq lists its product as uncharacterized. NCBI's taxonomy places the organism in Eukaryota, Fungi, Ascomycota, Sordariomycetes, Xylariales, Hypoxylaceae. The record is from RefSeq and is a predicted model, not a curated record. The transcript is spliced from 3 exons. Bases 197 to 1018 code for a protein of 273 amino acids.